Molecule: messenger RNA, 660 nt
Organism: Cryphonectria parasitica EP155
Lineage: Eukaryota; Fungi; Ascomycota; Sordariomycetes; Diaporthales; Cryphonectriaceae
Exons: 2
Biological process (GO): dUDP biosynthetic process; dTDP biosynthetic process; dTTP biosynthetic process
Cellular component (GO): nucleus; cytosol; cytoplasm
Molecular function (GO): dTMP kinase activity; ATP binding
Source: RefSeq, a predicted model, not a curated record
AGAGGCGCCUUUAUUGUGCUGGAGGGCCUGGACCGCAGCGGCAAGACCACGCAGGUUAAGCUGUUGCAGGAGAAACUGGCUGGGAUGGGUAGGGCGGUGGAGCUGGCCCGGUUUCCUGGUAUGCUUCCUGUCUCUCUCUCUCUCUCUUUCUCUUUCUUUUUUUUUAUCAUAAACACCUACCUAACCUCGCCCAACGCCCCGUCCCUACCGGACCAAGCCAUCCACCUCCUCUUCACCGCCAACAGAUGGGAAGCCGCCCCUCGCCUCACCAGCCUCCUAGCCAGCGGCACCACCAUCAUCUGCGACCGCUACUACUACUCCGGCAUGGUCUACUCCGCCGCCAAGCACAACCCAGCGCUCCCCCUGAGCUGGGCCCGGAGCCCAGAGGUCGGGCUCCCGCGGCCAGAUCUCGUGGUGUUUCUGGACCUGGACGGCGCAGCGGCCGAGAAGAGGGGCGGGUGGGGUGGCGAGAGGUAUGAGAAGCGAGAGAUGCAGGCGCGGGUGAGGGAGUUGUUCUGGGGGUUGAAGAGGGGGGAGCUCCAAGGGGUGGUCGGUGCUGGUGGGGCGAGCGAGGAGGCGGAGGAUCUUGUGGUGGUGGAUGCUGGUGGGAGCGUGGAGGAGGUGGCGAGGGAGAUAUGGAGGGUUGUGGAGGCGAGGGUG